AGGCUUGACCUGAUUAGGGUUUUUAGAAAUUAACUUUCAAACAAAAAAGUGCUUGCAAUACUUAACUUUAGUUGACGCGUUCGGAAAUCACGAAGUAUAGGUGGCGCUCCGAUUUGACAAUUCAUCAGUUAAAGUAAUUCGUUGACGAGUGCGGAGGUGGGACUUAGGUUUUUUCGUGACACAGCUUUUAUAAAAGAUUUUUGACAAAAUUUGUUUAAAUUUCGUUAAGAUCAAUAGCUGCUUUUAAUAAGAAAUGGCGUCCCGUCGUAUUGCUAAAUCUACUUUCAACUGGAAGGCACUAGAAGAACGUGUGCAGCCAACUCAAAAAACCAAUUAUACUGCUCUCAGGGCCAAGUCUAACGCCUAUUUACGUGCUGUUUCGGCUAACCCAGAAAGUCCACCAAAACUCGACUGGGAGUACUACAAGGCCAAAAUUUCGAUCCCUGGUUUAGUCGAGAACUUCAAAAAGGAAUACGAAGCUCAUAAGACUCCUUAUCCAGAAAACAAAAUGAUUGCUCAAAUUGAGCAACAAAUCGAAGAGACCAAAUGCGAAAUUGAGGAGUUUAAAGAGCAAUCUGAGGAACGCAUUGCUGAAUACCAAAAAUCUGUUGCUAUAAUUAAAAGCAAAGUGGCAUUCGACCAAAUGACUAUGGAGGAUUAUCGUGCCGAAUUCCCUGAUUUAGCUAUAGAUCCGAUUGAGCGUCCUACUUUCUGGCCACACAACCCAGAAGAGCAGUUAGAUUAUAAAUCUAUGGAGCAGCAAGCAACAACAGAUCACUAAUUUAAACGCGAUUCAGCUUUGGAAAAAGCGCUUUAGCGACUUUACUAUUUCAAUAAAGUU
Molecule: messenger RNA, 841 nt
Organism: Teleopsis dalmanni
Lineage: Eukaryota; Metazoa; Arthropoda; Insecta; Diptera; Diopsidae
Product: ATP synthase subunit d, mitochondrial-like
Exons: 2
Coding region: 254-781 (175 amino acids)
Biological process (GO): proton motive force-driven ATP synthesis
Molecular function (GO): proton transmembrane transporter activity
Source: RefSeq, a predicted model, not a curated record